CUCUGCGCUACCAACUUCUCAUUCAGAUUACCAGUUUAUCCUAAUCUUAUACCUGUGUUAUCCCCGAUUUUUGUCAAUUCCUUUGUGAAUUAAAAGUAAUCAUGGACUGUAAUACAGAAACCAAAUCAUCCAUUGAAUCAGAAAAACUUCAUAAAACAAAAGAGAAAACCAACAGACAAACAGCUAUUUGUGCUAAUUUUGACAAAUCAAUUGUCUUAUGGAGUCCAGGCGAUAUUGGCAGUAUGAUUUUACAUGAAGGUUUUGAUCUACAUAAAAUACCUAAGAAUUACCUUACAAGAAAAUCAUACAUUGAAAAACUUAUCUAUCAUGCUGCAAUGUCAGAUUCAAUGAAAUCUCCUUUUGCUGGAUUCAAAAUAGCCAAUGAUUAUUUAAAAGAACUAGGUCAUAUCGAUGUGAUCAGUGGAAUCAAAACAUUCAAGUCAUUUAUUCGAUCAUUUUUCAAAAAUAACAGUCGUACAUCAACUAUAAUUCAUAGAAUAGGAAGAACAUGGCUUAUGAAUGAAUUCGAUAUUGAUUCAUUCUUGUUAUCUGGAGGUGAAUGUCGUGAAUGGUUAUGGCUUCGUGAAUUUCUAAAGAAGGAGGAUUAUCGUUUGUGUUCUCACUCGUUGUCACGUAAUGUAUUGAUUUCACAUGAUCUUGAAUCGAAAUUUCUAUAUCAUACAGUUUUUCAAUCACCUGAACUUGGCUUAAGAAGAAUACGAAUGUUGCAAUCAAAUGACAAUAACUAUUCUGAAAAUGAAACUACUAAAGAAGUUGUUUGUAUUGGUUCCGAUCCAAAUUCUGUUGAAAUUGAACAGUCAUCUAUAGUAGAUGCCACAUUGACACCAUCAUCAUUAGAUGAUGUAGUGAAAACUAACAACAAUACAGGAAAUAAUAAUAAUAAUAAUAAUGGAAAUGGACAAUUUUGGUCAUCAUGGGUUACAAAUCCAGAUCAAUUUCUUCACACCGCUGAAUGGCAAUUAAAAGAUCUCAGUUUUAUUGUAGGCUCUGAUAUGCCCAUAUUCGGAACACCGAAACAUCCUUGUAUUAGUUUAAAAUUAAGUCCAUUACAUGAAUCAAUUAAUGUUUUGACUGGUAUAGAUGUAUGGCUUGAAAAUAUUAUCAAUGAAGUCCCUGAAGUGGCUAUGUGUUAUCAUCAUGAAGGUAUUGUGAUGCAAGAGUAUGAAAUUUAUAAAACAUGUGAAAUUCCAUCGAUUGUUGGAUUUGAAACUGAACAAAUUGAUCAAAUUAUACGUAAUUUAAUUAUGUUUUUAAAACGAAAUGCAACACAAGAAGGUCAUACAUAUUGGCUUGUGAAAGAACCUGGACUAGGCGUUGUUAAACUAUACGAUUUGACAACUUUAGGUUAUAAAGAAUUUUUAAAUAAAUGUUCAGAAGAACCUAAUGGUCGAGAAGCUUACAUGAAAGACAAUAAUCCAUUCAUCUUACCUGUUGCAUCAUUAUGCUAUAAAUUAGCUGAAAUUCGUGUUAAAGAAUACAUAAAUUAUCGUGAAACACAAAUUUUCGCAACUUCCUCAUCAUCAUCAUCAACAUCAUCACGACGACAACAAUAUUCCACGGAUAAUUAUGAUUUUAAUGAAACUACUACAGUGAUGGAUGCUUUACGUUUAUUAAAAAAUUGUUUAAAUUUAAUAUCAGUUCAUGAAAAUAUUUUCAAUGUAUCAGAUCUAUCAAAUUUAUCUUUUAAUGCAUCAUCACCUGGUAUACAAGAUUUAAAAUAUCGUGCAGUAUUAUUAUUAUGUCGAUUGUAUUUAAUUACACCUACACAUGUGAUUAUGACAUGUUUUAAAGAAUUACAAGGAUUAGUUUGUUCAAGUAAAGAAACUGUUAGUGUAAAUAUUGAACAAUUUGGAAAAUAUAUGAAUUCCACAGAAUUGAAUACAUUUGAAAAUGAACAACAAACUACUGAUUCAACAUUAGUUUCAAUUCAUUCAAAUCGUAAUUAUUUAGGUUCAAUGAUUAUUGAUGCUCUGAGAAAAUCCAAUACAUCACAACUUUCUGAAUUAGCUAUAUCAAUUCUUGGCUCGUUCAAUCGUAAUCUCGCUUAUGACCAUCAUCAUCAUCAUCAGCAUCAAUCUAAUUUAACUAAUACAAAUGAUCAUGAUAAAAUGCUUGCACCAUAUUCUUCCUCUGGUUCAUCGUCAUCAUCAUCAGCAGUAGAUCAUCAUAAUGACCAUAUGAUGGGGAAUAAUACCAAUGACAUGAAUGAUUCACAAACAUAUUCUUUACCAUUUGCUGUAUUAAAAUCGUAUAUUGCUAAAUCAGAAGAAUUAUGGUUUACAGUCUAUCAACAAAUGCAUCAUACUGAUAUUACAUUGGAUCCAGUUGUAAUUGAAUCAUUACAUAUGAUAUUUAAGUAUACUUUGCCAGCUUUAAUGCUUCUUGGUAAGUAA
This is a messenger RNA of Schistosoma turkestanicum, 2414 nucleotides long. Lineage: Eukaryota; Metazoa; Platyhelminthes; Trematoda; Strigeidida; Schistosomatidae. The record is from the annotation of a GenBank genome assembly.